Fusarium redolens is the source of this 1117-nucleotide messenger RNA. RefSeq lists its product as uncharacterized. The transcript has 2 exons. NCBI's taxonomy places the organism in Eukaryota, Fungi, Ascomycota, Sordariomycetes, Hypocreales, Nectriaceae. The record is from RefSeq and is a predicted model, not a curated record. Bases 158 to 1117 code for a protein of 319 amino acids.
CGCAGGAUCUUUGCAACCUUGGUUUCGCCAUGCAGUUAGAUUGAGCCAUGCUGACGGAUUAUUGUACACAAAUUUUAUUUCGAAACUCUCAACCCAAUCUAACUGUACUCAACUCUGGUGUCGUCCUCAGUCAUGCAGUCAAGCAAGGACCUCCGAGAUGGCGACAGCCAUGCAGCUCCAGGCACAGCUCCCAUCUGUCACCAGCGCCAGCGAUGUGGGACACAAUACCAGUGGCCUUGACUGCCUCCUUGUCGUCAUUCGACACAUCUACUCUCACAUGCCGUCAGAGUACCUCGACAAGGUCAACAACAUCUCCAACCGCGAGGGUCAAGCCAAAAACCCGAUCCUCAAACUCGGAUGGCUGGACAUCGAUGAGACUCAUCCUGAAGUACACAAGGAAUGGGUCCAAGCCAAGAAAGAUGCUAUUCAUGCCUUCAAGGGUGAUGUGUCCCACUCAGCCCGGUUCGAUGAGCUUGCCGCCUCCAAAGUUAUGACAGACACAAUCUGGUCCACCCCCGAGUUUCGUAUUGUCAUCCAUGGACACGCUGCGAUAUCCGAGAAACUUCUUUUGACUGUCAAUCGACGACAGACACCUGGUAUUUCAUUCCAAGAGCACAUCGAUCUGAACUUCCAGUCUUUCGCACCAAGAAUCUCAGUCAAUGUUCGUUCUCUCCCGGCUCUUGUUGAUACUCCGGCAGUCGUAUUCAACAUUCCAUCCGAACCACCAGCCUCGCGACGCACUCAGGUGGCUCUGCGAUCUGAUACUCCACCGGUCGGGUUUAGCAUUCCAUCCGAACCACCAGCCGCGCGACGCACCGAGAUGACCGCGCGACCGGCUGUGAUCCGUGUCAUCUACUCCACUCAGAAGGAUCAGACACCCUUCGCCUUCUCGACAUUGAAGGAAAUGGCUGUCCCCGUACAUGAAGCUUAUUCCUCAAGCGGCCUCUGUCUGUACAAACUCUUCGCUGCCGUCAACAUGGCAACUGACCAGGUUAAGACGUACGACUACCUGGGUGAGUGCCGCAUGUCGUGGCCCAAGUCUGAGGGUAAACAGUGGAGUCUGAAGGACAAGGUUGACGGCCAGUUCAUGCUGCUGUACGCCUGCAGUUAUAAGUAG